Messenger RNA from Trametes versicolor FP-101664 SS1, 1089 nucleotides. RefSeq names its product manganase peroxidase (gene MnP2s). The coding region runs from base 1 to 1089 and encodes 362 amino acids. The transcript is spliced from 5 exons. NCBI's taxonomy places the organism in Eukaryota, Fungi, Basidiomycota, Agaricomycetes, Polyporales, Polyporaceae. Gene Ontology annotation, molecular function: heme binding; peroxidase activity. The record is from RefSeq and is a predicted model, not a curated record. Gene Ontology annotation, biological process: cellular response to oxidative stress; hydrogen peroxide catabolic process; response to reactive oxygen species.
AUGGCUUUCAAAACUCUCGCCUCUCUCCUUUCGGUUCUGGUCAUCAUCCAGGUCGCAAGCGGCGCGCUCACCCGCCGUGUCGCCUGCCCCGACGGCGUGAACACCGCUACCAACGCGGCGUGCUGCCAGCUCUUCGCUGUCCGCGACGACAUCCAGCAGAACCUGUUCGAUGGCGGCGAGUGUGGCGAGGAGGUCCACGAGUCCCUCCGUCUGACCUUCCACGACGCCAUCGGCAUCUCUCCUUCCAUCGCCUCUCGCGGCCAAUUCGGAGGCGGAGGUGCCGACGGCUCCAUCGCCCUCUUUGAGGACAUCGAAACCAACUUCCACGCCAACCUCGGUGUCGACGAGAUCAUCGACGAGCAACGGCCGUUCAUCGCCCGCCACAACCUCACCACCGCCGACUUCAUCCAGUUCGCCGGCGCGAUCGGUGUCAGCAACUGCCCUGGCGCGCCCCAGCUGGACGUGUUCAUCGGCCGCCCCGACGCGACGCAGCCCGCGCCCGACCUGACGGUGCCCGAGCCGUUCGACACCGUCGACAGCAUCAUCGAGCGGUUCUCCGACGCGGGCGGCUUCACGCCCGCCGAGAUCGUCGCGCUCCUCGUGUCGCACACGAUCGCGGCGGCCGACCACGUCGACCCGAGCAUCCCCGGAACGCCCUUCGACUCGACCCCGGAGGAGUUCGACACGCAGUUCUUCAUCGAGACCCAGCUCCGUGGCACGCUCUUCCCCGGCACCGGCGGCAACCAGGGCGAGGUCGAGUCGCCCCUCCGCGGCGAGCUGCGCCUCCAGUCCGACUCUGAGCUCGCGCGCGACUCUCGCACUGCUUGCGAGUGGCAGUCCUUCGUCAACAAUCAGGCUAAGCUCCAGUCCGCGUUCAAGGCUGCCUUCCGCAAGAUGACCGUGCUCGGCCACGACGAGAGCCUGCUGAUCGAGUGCUCCGAGCUCGUGCCCACGCCCCCGCCCGCGACGAGCGUCGCGCACUUCCCCGCUGGCCUCAGCAACGCCGACGUCGAGCAGGCGUGCGCCGAGACCCCCUUCCCGACGCUCCCCACCGACCCCGGACCCGUCACCACAGUCGCCCCCGUGUAA